AUUUUCGGCACACGCUCUCAAGUAAAAAGCUACUAGGUUAAAGUUUAACUAAACAACGUUCUGUUUACCUAUUAUGAAAUAUAAUUUUUGAUAUUUAUUACUUAUCGAUAUUCGCUUAUUUAUUUGUAUUAUAUUAUACACAUAAAUUAACUUUGAGGGAGAGUUACCAACUAGCCCAACAUCAAAUUUCCAUUGAAUUUUAUUAGGCAUUUAUCAUAAGAAUUAUGCAUAAACAUCAAACAAAUAAAUUAUUGAAUAUGCAAAUAGAAGUAAAUUUAAAAUAUUAGAAUAUACAGAGUAAACCAAAUAUUAAAUACAACAAUAAUAAUAACAGCGGAGAAACAUACAAGAUGAAACUGGUCAAAUUUCUACUGUUAUGUUCUUUUCCUAUUGUCUGGACCGAAAAAUCUGUAGACACAAGACCUGUUUGGAAGAUUGCAGCAUCAUACUUUGCAUUCGCAAUGAAUAUGAGUUGUGAAGAGGAAUACUUCUAUAAUUUCAAACAAAAGUCGGAAAUUUUUUAUAAGGUUCUGAAAUUUAGAUGUGAAAUGCCAACAUUUCCAGUUCCUCUUGCAUUUUUAAAAUCACGUAUUAAAGGAGGUAAACAAUUUCAGAUUUUCCAAGUGAAGGCAAAGGUAUUUUCUUUAUUUUUUCAUUUAACAGAUAUGUUUUUAGUUUCUUUUACAUAAACUUUAUCAGACGGCAUUCAAACAACAGGAGAAUAAAAACUAUUUUAAAUCCUUUCUUUCUCUCUGUCUACACGAAACCUCUUACAUACGACUGUAAUGGGAAGCCCCAAUCCCGAGAUAUCUCGGGAAAGUUACAUAGCGUUACAUAAAACGCGGUCCUUAGUUUUAAUUUUUGGAAUGUUU
This is a messenger RNA of Centruroides sculpturatus (bark scorpion), 872 nucleotides long. RefSeq lists its product as uncharacterized. The record is from RefSeq and is a predicted model, not a curated record. The coding region runs from base 351 to 689 and encodes 112 amino acids. The transcript is spliced from 4 exons. NCBI's taxonomy places the organism in Eukaryota, Metazoa, Arthropoda, Arachnida, Scorpiones, Buthidae.